GAAACGCCGUUGCAGUUCGUAUGAGCAAAUGAAAAACCGACAAAAAAAGUGCAUAUACUGAUGAGAAGCCUUUUAAAAAGUCGGUCGUGGACCAAUAAACCUCCAGACUUUUUUUUCCAUGGAAUUAUUGGUCCUUUUCUUCCACUUCUUGGCCUUAUCUCCAACUCCUCCACCAUGGAUUCCACUCACUACUCCGACAGAUUCCUCAGAGAUGAUCAAACGGCGUCGCAGCCGCUUCGCUACACAAUCUGUAAACAAGCAGACAUGAGCCAACGCCAACUCCGUGAUAUUACAGAGAUCUGCUCAACACUCUUCGUGUCAAGAGCGGCGGCGAUCAUCUUACUCCGCCGCUGUGAUUGGAACGCAAGUAAGUUGUUUGACAAGUGGUUUGAGGAAGAAGACGAGGCUCGGAAAAGAUUGGGACCAAAACAAGCCCACUUGUUCGAACCUUGUCUUCUGAUAUUGGUUUGUUACUUGUGUUUUUGAAACAUUUGUGGAUGGUGACACGGUAGUGGAAGUGGUGAUAACGAUUCUAAAUUAUAACUUAAAUUUUUCGAGUUAAAAAUUUUGGAUUUUAAUCCACGGAUUGGAGAUGGUCGUGAACGUUUCGUACAAGCAAAUGAAAACUGAAAGGUGCAUAUACUGAUGAAAAACUUUUUAAUAAUUCGGUCGUCAGUGGCAAUUCAACCAGAAAGUUCACCGCACCAACCUCCAAACUCUCUUUUUCCAUGGAAUUAUUGGCCCUUUUCUUCCACUCUUCUCUAACUUCUAUCGACUAUGCAAACUUUUGCAAAAAUCAGAGCUCAACUUUUCUUUAUUUUAUUUUAUUUUAUUAAAAAGGAGACCUGGUGGCUUCGUCACACCACUUCACAUUUUUUACGGUAAGAAAGAUUCACAAAUGCAUUUCAAUUUCUCAUGAUCAUAAGCGUCAGAAAUCGAACCUAGACGUGCAGUCUUGAAUAUGGAUCUAAAAUUCAUCUCUAAUCACUGGUCGUUCCUGGACGGUUCUCUCCAACUUGGUUAUGGGCCUGUUGGUGGGGCAAAACUUCAAAACGGCAUAAAGAAUCACAAUACCACUGAUAAAGCUUCAAAGUCAUUUUUAAUUGUGACGGGAAUACAAUUGGUAUAUCACGUAUUUUGAUAGAAGUGGUGAAAAAUUUUAUUUUUUAAGUUAUUAACUUUUUAGCACAUAUAUUUUACCAUUUGUAUAAUACCACCCGUGUACCGGUAAAAAAUCUCUUCAAUUCCACAUAGAAGAGUAGACACAGAGCAACUCUCCGUCGCUAUAAAUACCUAAUCAGGCAACAGUGCCUCCUCCUCCUUCAUCCACCGUCCAUCCCAUCUUAUCUCGGGAUUACAUCGACUGCGGUGACUCCGUAGAGAGCUAAUCGUUCCGAAAGAAACGCUCUACUUGCCGAAAUCAUCGCUAUCAGCGAAAGACUAAAACGGAAGGAAUCAAAUAAAAGAAUCUCUAGGGUUUCUGUAUUCCAUGGACAAGAAACGCAACCUGAACGGAGACAACUACAUCGUCAUAAGCAGCGAUGAAGAAUCGGAUCGAUCAGAAUGUUUUGAAGAAGAAGACGACGCAGUGGAUGAUGAGUUUGCUUUUGUCCAAGAAGACAACAUCGACAACACCGAUCACUACGAGUUCAGCGAAAAUACUGAUUCGUCUCAUGAUCCAAAUCAAAACUACGCCAUUUUGAAAGAGGAAGAGAUUCGCCAACUGCAGGAGGAAGAUAUCACAACAGUUUCUACUAUCCUUUCCAUACCGAAAUCCGCUGCAUGCUUCCUCCUCUCACACUUCAACUGGAGCGUCGGCAAAGUCAGCGAGGAGUGGUUCGCCGACGAAGAUAGAGUCAGAGAGAAGGUAGGGUUGUUGAGGAACCCCGUGGUUAGUUUCCAUCCCACAGAUUUGAUUACUUGCAGAAUAUGUUUUGAUGAUCAUCAGUAUGGAUCGAAGGAUGUUUUUUUCGCUGUUUGCGGUCAUCCCUUUUGUCGGGAUUGCUGGACAGGUUAUUUUAAAUCAGCGAUAGAUGAGGGUCCGACGUGUUUGAUGCUGAGAUGUCCCGAACCGUCUUGCAAGGCAGCGGUUGGACCGGAUUUAAUCGAGGGUUUGACGACAGGAGAUCAUGAGAGGUAUAAGUCCUUCCUUUUGAGAUCUUACGUUGAAGGGCGCAGGGAGAUCAAGUGGUGCCCUGCACCGGAUUGCAAGUACGCUGUGAAAUUCAAUGCAGGUGGAACCAAAAGCUAUGACGUUUCGUGCCUUUGCUUGUACGGGUUUUGCUGGAAUUGCAGUGAGGAAAUUCACCGUCCCGUGAACUGCAAGACUGUGGAAAAUUGGAUUUUGAAGAACAAGGACGACUCGCUGAAUGCGCAGUGGAUACUUGGGAAUACCAAGCCUUGCCCCAAGUGCAAGAAACCAAUCGAGAAGAACCAAGGGUGUAAUCAUAUGACUUGCUUAAACCCUUGCAGGUAUGAAUUUUGCUGGUAUUGCCUCGAGAAGUAUACUGGACAUAGAUGCUGCAAUGGAUAUAAUAGGGCAACUGGUGAAUAUACUGGAACUGACACGGACAAGGUUGAAGCUGGGAGGGAUAAAAAGAGGGCAAAGAGAUACGUGGAGAAAUACCUACAUUAUUAUGAACGAUGGGCAAACAAUCUAUCUUCGAAGAAGAAAGCAAUAGAGGAUUUACAUAAUGUGCAGAGCACGGACAUUAUGAAGCUUGCCGCCAUACAAUGUCAAUCGGAGCUUCAGCUCAAGUUUAUUGUAGAGGCGUGGCAGCAGAUCAUUGAAUGUAGGCAGGUAUUGCGAUGGACGUAUGCAUACGGGUACUACAUUCCCGAGAAUGAAGAACUGAAGAUUCAGCUAUUCGAGCACUUGCAAGGCCACGCGGAGUUCAGCCUGGAGAGGCUUCACAAAUGUGCUGAGAGUGAGAUGAAAGAGUUUCUCUUUGCUAAAGGUCCGUUGGAAAGUUUCCAGGACUUUCGUAUAAAGCUCGUAAGACUGACAAAGGUGACUGCAAGUUAUUUUGAGAAGCUGGUUAGAGCGUUGGAGAAUGAUCUUUCUGAAUUGGACAUACAGGGGAUUCACAGGUCUUGAUCUUGUUACCAGUGUGCCAAUUCUGAAUGCUUGUUCUCCAAUGUAACCUGGAAGCUGGAGAGGUGUGUCUGACUCCUGAGAAGGCGUUAACUAGCUCUCUGUUUUCCUCCCCCAUUUAUUUAUGAUCUAAUGGACUACAAUUUAGUGGAUUUAUUAUGAGAUAGGUAACUUGUUUAGGAAGUUUCAUUUCGUUUCUUGUUCGGUAUGAAACCUUUUGUGUAGUAUAUUUUUUCUAAUCAAAUUCUGUUUGCCAUUGAUAAA
Messenger RNA from Malus domestica (apple), 3358 nucleotides. RefSeq names its product probable E3 ubiquitin-protein ligase ARI8. Gene Ontology annotation, cellular component: cytoplasm; ubiquitin ligase complex. Gene Ontology annotation, biological process: protein polyubiquitination; ubiquitin-dependent protein catabolic process; positive regulation of proteasomal ubiquitin-dependent protein catabolic process. NCBI's taxonomy places the organism in Eukaryota, Viridiplantae, Streptophyta, Magnoliopsida, Rosales, Rosaceae. The record is from RefSeq and is a predicted model, not a curated record. Gene Ontology annotation, molecular function: ubiquitin protein ligase activity; zinc ion binding; ubiquitin conjugating enzyme binding.